Molecule: messenger RNA, 2682 nt
Organism: Coccomyxa subellipsoidea C-169
Lineage: Eukaryota; Viridiplantae; Chlorophyta; Trebouxiophyceae; Coccomyxaceae
Product: DEAD-domain-containing protein
Exons: 10
Coding region: 126-2222 (698 amino acids)
Molecular function (GO): helicase activity; RNA binding; ATP binding
Source: RefSeq, a predicted model, not a curated record
GUGGUGAAGAUCUUUGUUGAAGUUCAUAUUCAACGUAACAAGAGGCAGUGUAUAUCAAAGGGCGUGGUUGAUCCGGACGAAGAGGGUUGUUUGCUAGAUUGUUGAAGCACGUCUUGCUAGUCGAAAUGGGUGUGGCUGCAGAGGAGCAGUUGGCGAUCAAGAAGUCAAAGAAAUCAAAAGCAGUGGCUGAAGAUGGCCUAGUGGUCGCUGAAACGCCAUUGAAACAGAAAAAGAAGGAAAAGAAAAAGUCGGCCACUGGUGAGAAAGAGUCAAAGAAAAGGAAACUCAAUACAGAUGAUCUGGUGGAGGAGGGUGCCGAGAAGAAGAUAAAGAAAAAGAAGAAGCAGAUCGUGGAAGAGCAGGAGCCCUCCAACGCCGCAUCUGACAGCGCCGACAGCGAGCAGUUUGUGGAGGUAGCCAAGCCAGCAGAUCCUCUGGCGGUGGAUAACUUCCGGCUGUCUGACAAAGUCAAAGCUCUUUUGAGGGAGAAGGGCAUCGAGGCGCUCUUUAGCAUCCAAGCGCACACCCUGAACCACCUCUUGGAUGGAUUCGACUUGGUGGGCAGGGCUAGGACUGGACAGGGCAAGACUCUGGCAUUUGUGUUGCCCAUUGUGGAGCGGCUGCUGGCCCACAAUAUCUCAGCGACCAGGAGGCAGCAAGGCAGGACUCCGCGCGUCAUUGUGCUGGCACCCACCCGCGAGCUCGCCAAGCAGGUGCACGCGGACUUUGAGAACAUCGGCCGCGCGGCAAACCUGAGCACGGUGUGCCUGUACGGAGGCGCCCCCAUGUCGCCGCAGGAGCAGAUUCUGCGCCGCGGCUGCGAUGUGGUCGUGGGCACCCCCGGCCGUGUCAAGGACCAUCUGGAGCGCGGCAACCUCAAACUGCAGGACCUCAUGUUCCGCGUGCUGGACGAGUGCGAUGAGAUGCUGAACAUGGGCUUUGUGGAGGACGUGGAAAAGAUCCUGAAUGCUGGCGGGGACAUCAAGGUGCAGACGCUGCUCUUCAGCGCCACGCUGCCCUCCUGGGUCAAGGACAUCACCCGCCGCUUCCUGCAGCCCAACCACAAGCUGGUCGACCUGGUGGGCACUGACAAGAUGAAGGCGUCGACGAGCGUGAAGCACAUGGUGCUGCCAUGCCACUGGAGCCAGCGCGCGACGGUGGCGGCCGACUUGGUGCGCUGCUACGGCGCGCUUGGCCGCACCAUCAUCUUCUGCGACACCAAGAAGGACUGCAACGAGCUCGUGGCCAGCCUGGGCGAGGGCAUGCGUGCCCAGCCCCUCCACGGAGAUAUCCCCCAGCAGCAGCGCGAGGUGACCCUCAAGGCGUUCAGGGCGGCCAAGUUUGACAUCCUGGUGGCGACUGACGUGGCGGCUCGCGGCCUGGACAUCAACGGCGUGGAGCUCGUCAUCCAAAUCGAGCCUCCCAAGGACCCGGAGACGUACAUUCACAGGAGUGGGCGCACAGGCCGUGCGAGCAGCACUGGUGUCUCAGUGACGCUGGUGGACCGCAAGAAGGAGGGCCUGAUCCCCUUCAUCGCCAAGCGUGCCGGUGUCACCUUCGAGCGCAUCGGCGCCCCCCAGCCCUCAGAGAUGGCCCGCAUCGCAGGCGAGAGGGCGUCAGAGUCCCUGGUAGAGGUGGACAAGACGGUGGUGCCAUGGUUCCGGGCAGCUGCCGCGCAGCUGCUGGAGACUGUGGGGGACCCAGAGGAGGCUCUGGCCAUGGCCCUUGCCAAGGUCACCGGCUUCUCCUCCAUCAGGGCGCGGUCGCUGCUGACGGCGCAUGAGGACUACACGACGCUGCAGUUCCAUGCCGGCCAGGAGAUCCAGCGGCCGGGCUUCGUGUUCACCUCCCUUAGGCGCCACCUGUCUGACGAGGUGGUGGAGCAGAUCAAGGGCAUCACCCUGACCACCGAUGGAAAGAGCGCCAUCUUUGACGUGCCCUCCGGCAUUGCUCAGCCCUACCUCACACAGCCGGCCACACUGCCGGAGCUCAAGGCGCGCGAGGGCGGUGAGCGCCAGGAGGCGACCACCGGGUCCGGCUACGGCGGCGGCUUCGGCGGCCGGGGCGGCGGCUUUGGCGGUGGCCGGGGCGGCGGCGGCCGCGGGGGUGGAUUCACUCAGGGCCGCAGCUUUGGCGGAUCGGGCGGCCGCGGCGGAGGCGGCCGCGGCGGUUCUUCCGGGGGUUUCCGGGGACGCGGCGGGUUUAGCCGCGGGUCUAGAUAGAAUAAACGGAUGCUGAUAAAGUCUGCAGUGUUGUGGUUAGGUUUGUAUCUUUAUCAUACUAUUCUUUGCUGCCUUUUUGGAGAACAGCUACUGAAUCCAUUUUUAGAUUGCGUGUCCAGUUGCAACAAUCUUAGAAGAUAUUCAAGAGAGAAUCCUCCGGAGUCAUUGUUGGAGAAGAUUGUUCGCGAUUAGCCCCAGAGCACUUGGUCCCGUGAGCAUUCUGCUCCAACAUAUAUUAGAAGAAUCAGCUUCAAAAUUGCCCAUUGCACCUGUUGGGAAACCAAAUGCAUGGCCUGGUACAUAGAGGGAAAAUAGCAGUCUCAUGAGCUGUAGUGCGCUCUGUCAUUCACAGGACUAAACAGAUACUGCAGUUCGUAGAUCAGGUUGCAGCAGUGCUGGGAUUUAGAUACGCUAGCUGGUUCUCUACACACUGUUGCCGUCGUGUAAUUUUCUAGACUCA